Verruconis gallopava is the source of this 1185-nucleotide messenger RNA. RefSeq lists its product as uncharacterized. The transcript has a single exon. NCBI's taxonomy places the organism in Eukaryota, Fungi, Ascomycota, Dothideomycetes, Venturiales, Sympoventuriaceae. Bases 45 to 971 code for a protein of 308 amino acids. The record is from RefSeq and is a predicted model, not a curated record.
AAAUUUCCCAUAUAUUUCAGAUCCAAUCUAAUUGAACAAACAAAAUGGGCAUCAAGUACGACAGCGUCAUCGUUUUUGGGCCCACCGGAGCCGUGGGCAGCGCGGUGGCAGUGGAGGCGGGCAAGCGUGGGGCCAAAGUAUGGCUCGCAAUGAGGGAUACCACCAAAGCAAUUCCAGGCCUCGAAGAGAGUUCGGGGAAGUUUGAGCGCGUCCAAGCAGAUCUUUCCGAUGCCGAAUCCGUCAAGCGUGCAGUCAGCCAAUCCGGAGCGAAAGCGGCUUUCUUCUACCAGGUCCGCACAAAGGAUGGAAUGAAGCUUACGAUUGGAGCAAUGAAGGAAAGCGGAAUCGAAUAUGUUGUUUUUCUGUCCUCACUUACCAUCCUUCCGGAUGAUGACAUUCGUGCCAUCACCCCCGAUAAGAUCAUACCGUUUGCUCACUCCUCUGUCGAGGUGACAAUCGAAGAUUUGGGAUUACCAUCUACGAUGUUGCGUGCCGGAGCAUUCGCACAUAAUAUCAUCUGGCAAAAUCUUGACCGAUCGUCAGAGCCAUGGAAGGCAAAAAUUCCGAUCUCAGAACGGAAAUCUGACGGCAUUGUGCAAAAAGAUAUUGGUCGUGUUGGCGGCGCAGUCUUAGUCGAACGUCCCUCUGAGUCACAGAAGGAAAUUAUUUAUCUUUAUGGCCCCGAGUUACUUACACGUGAGGAACAGCUGACCAUCAUAGAGAAAGUGUCGGGGAAGAAAAUCGAGACGGAGGUGCAAAGUUUCGAGGAAUAUGGAAAAUACAUGUUAACUAAGGGAUUCCCUGAGUUCAUUGUUAAUUACCUGCUGAAGGCUGAUAAUGGCGAUCGCAACGAUGCAUAUUAUGCAAACGGGCGUCAUGAAGAAGGUGUGGCCAACGUGAAAAAGUACUCUGGGUACGAGGCGACCACUUACGAAGGCUAUGUUCGGGAGUUCCUCACGAAAGCUGCUUAAAUUUUGCUUGUACAUUGUGCUCAUAGGUUCUGAUAGAAGCACCUUGGGUUCGUGAAGAUAACCGCACUUUGCCUGAAUUUUUCGUAAUCGUUCCUGAAUCAGAGAAUGCUGGUAUCUUGGGUUCCACCAUCGAGCAAGCCAUAAUUGUACACAUCCUCCUUAACAUAUGUCAAUGUUUGUUAGAGGCAUACUGAACUUAAAAGUUAAUCUCAGC